Messenger RNA from Venustampulla echinocandica, 2535 nucleotides. RefSeq names its product WD-containing protein. Gene Ontology annotation, molecular function: protein binding; chromatin binding. Bases 1 to 2535 code for a protein of 844 amino acids. Gene Ontology annotation, biological process: mitotic cell cycle; DNA-templated DNA replication; DNA repair. Gene Ontology annotation, cellular component: nuclear replication fork. The transcript has 3 exons. The record is from RefSeq and is a predicted model, not a curated record. Lineage: Eukaryota; Fungi; Ascomycota; Leotiomycetes; Helotiales; Pleuroascaceae.
AUGGCCUCAACGACUACAACUCAAAUUCGUGUGCGCGGCCGGCCUGCUCAUACUGCCGGCCCAACAUAUCUCUCGUACACCCCAGACGGGACGAAAUUGGUCACCGUGGGUUCGAAUAACACGACCCGCGUUUACAAAACUGGUUUCGAUGGAGAACCUACGAAUAUCGAUGACUGCCAAGAGCAAAAUAUGGGAGUGGAUUCAACAAAUGAUUUCUUCGUGUCUGGCUCAGAAGAUGGAACCGUCAGCAAAUACUCUUUCGAUACGAUGUCCUGCGAUACUUUCCUUAUGCGGUGUACUUUACCAAUUCGAGAUGUCUGUAUUUCCUCAGACGGAAAAUGGUGCGCUGUUGCGAGUGAUGAGUUGGUGGUCAAAAUCGUUGGAACCUCCGAUGCAAGCUCCAUGAUGUACCUCCGCGAGCAAUUGAAGCCGGUCAAACACAUAUCCUUCGAUCCUAGCAGCAAAUAUAUAGCCCUGUCAUGUACCGACGGUCUGGUAUACGUUUACUCGCUCCUGAAUGAUGAGCCUGAGCUUGUUCGAAAGGUCGAUGGUCUCAUCAGAAUAGUGGAGACCGACAGUGAGAUCAGCUCGAAAGUUGUUUGGCAUCCGGAUGGAAGAGUAUUUGCUGCGCCGACAGCCACAAGGGAUAUCCAGGUAGUGUCAAAAGGUGAUUGGGAGAACCAGAGAGUAUUUGCAAAUGGGCACUCGAGCGACGUCACGGCCCUUGCCUGGUCACCAAAUGGGGCUAUGUUGGCAUCUGCUGGGAAGGACAGGAAGAUCAUCAUCUGGGAAACCAAAACACAGAAGAUCAUUGCGAGCUAUGAUUAUGCCAAUGUAAUGGACCUGGCAUGGCAUCCCACCAAAAAUCUUCUGUCGUUUACAAAUGCGGACGGAGAAGUAUACAUCUUCAAUGAUUUUAUACCUGCCGAGUAUGCCAAUUUACUUAAGCUGGGUUUGCAACCAGCUCCGUUCAUUCACGAUCCUCUAACAGAGACGUCAGCCAAUUCUAGACGGCAAACCACAAAUGCGGCUAAGGAAAUCCCGCAUCGAGGUGCUCGGCGAGGUACACCGGACAGUCUAGAUGAUAUUCUUGGAUCAGAUAUCAUGGGAGACGAGGACGACUUUGUUGUUGAUGACGAUGGUGCCGGGUACGCACUUGGCUUGAAUGGAAAUGGUAAGAGACCAAAUGGCGACAUAGACGGACAUGCUGGCCCACUUAGCAAACGUCCUGUCCACGUUUGGGAACCGCAAUUCCACCAGUCAUUUCAACCCGGAUCUACACCGUGGCGGGGGAAUCGAAAAUACAUGUGCCUUAAUCUUAUUGGCUUUGUUUGGACCGUGGACCAAGAUACUCACAACACCGUGACAGUCGAGUUCUACGACCAUGAAUUUUACCGCGAUUUCCAUUUCACGGAUACAUUUCUCUAUGACAAGGCGUGCCUCAACGAAAAUGGAACACUCUUCUCGUCACCCGCAGACCAUAAGACCCUCGCUACAGUUUUCUACCGACCACAUGAGACUUGGACAACUAGGACUGAAUGGCGGACCGAGCUACCCAAAGGCGAGGACGUAACAGCCAUCUCACUAAGCGAAUCUUUUGUCACGGUCACUACUUCGGCCAAUUAUGUGAGAAUAUACACUUUAUUUGGUAUUCCAUAUAGAGUGUAUAGACAAAAGAGCAGCCCCACCGUUUCAUGUGCAAGCUGGAGAGACUAUGUCCUUACUCUCGGUAAUGGAUCAGUUGGCGCGGAUGGUAACACGAAAUUACUGUACACCAUACAGAACAUCAAAAGGGACGAAAUUUGCCAAAGUGAAGACAUCGUUGCUUUACCUGAUGGCGCAACAGUGAAGAGUGUAUUUUUCUCAGACAAUGGGGACCCGUGCAUCUAUGACUCGACAGGAACCUUGCUCGUACUCUUGCACUGGAGAACCCCUUCUCAAGCUUCAUGGGUUCCAUUUCUUGAUACUAAACUCCUCUCGCGUCUUGCUUCCGGCCGAAAAACAGAAAGCUACUUUCCAGUCGCGGUCGCAGAUAACAAAUUCCACUGCAUCAUUCUGAAGGGCGGCGAUCUAUAUCCCUAUUUCCCGCGACCUCUACUAUCCGAAUUCGAUUUCGAAAUUCCACUAUCUUCAAAUCCCAAACCCGACAGUGGCGAUGGCGACCAAGAUAUGGAUGCCACCGAAGGUGAUGAAUUGAAGAAAUUAGAAAGCCAAUUCGUUCUCAAGAGUCUCUUAGCGGCCCAGCAACAGGAUCUGGUUGACUAUACCAAGAGCUCCCAUACACAGCGGACUGCGCUGGCUAGGAUGGAGGUCGAGAUUGAUAAGACCUUGCUGCAGAUGAUGGCUGUGGAGUGUAGAGAAGGGGAAGAGAGGGGCAUGAGAGCCCUAGAGAUGGUUACAUUAUUGAGGGAUCGUAGUGGUCGGAUGAUUGACGCCGCCGGGAAGGUUGCAGAGCGGUAUGGUAGAACUGUUCUUGGGGAAAAGAUUAGGGAGGUAGCUGAGGCAAGGUUAUUGAACGGUAUGGACGAGGACUAG